Messenger RNA from Orbicella faveolata, 1612 nucleotides. Its product is annotated as cytoplasmic dynein 2 intermediate chain 1-like. Gene Ontology annotation, biological process: intraciliary transport. Gene Ontology annotation, molecular function: dynein light chain binding; dynein heavy chain binding. The record is from RefSeq and is a predicted model, not a curated record. Gene Ontology annotation, cellular component: cytoplasmic dynein complex. Lineage: Eukaryota; Metazoa; Cnidaria; Anthozoa; Scleractinia; Merulinidae.
AAAAAUGAAACGGAGUCUGGACACUACUCACUCUCGCUAUCUCCCGGAUGGAGGAAUUUUUAAAGCAGUAAUGGCGGAAAGUGUACUUAGUAACUAUGGAGCCUGAAUAGCAAAUUUUAGCUGAUAUUUUCACCUUUUUGAGUGAUUCCCUCUAUAGUUAUUAAAGAACGCCAGAGAUGAUCAAAGAAUGCCAUCUGGGAAGGAUCGUAGCAAAGAAGACACAUGGAAAGAAUCAGAUCUGAAAAAAGCUUUGAAGGAUGACAAGGUUAAAUCCAAAGAUGAGAGCAGAAAAUCCAAAGAACACUCUAGUCGUAAGCCUGAGGAUAGAAGAGAACGGAAGGAUAAAGAUGAUGACAGAAGGAGAAGAGGUCAUGAUGAUGUAACCAAUGGGGAAACAGAUCGAAGGAGAUCAGAUAGGGACAGGGAUAAGGAGCGAGACAGAGACCGAGGAAGAGACAGAGAAAGAGGAAAAGAGAGGGAAAGAGAAAAAGACAAAGAUCACGAUAGGGAAAGAGACAGAGAUCGGGGAAAAGACAGGGAUCGGGAGAGAGACAGAGAUCGGGAAAGGAGAAAAAGAGAUGAAGAUAGGGACAAGGAUAGACCUAGGGAAAAAGAACGAGAUCAUGACAAGGAUAAGGAAAGGACUAAAAGAAGAGAAAAAGAAACAAGUGAAAGAAGCAGAGAUGCCGAAAGGUCUAAAGAAAGACGUCCUGUGGAUGUUGAAAGAUCAAAAGAAAGGGACAGAAGUAGAGAUGGACGAAAAGAAAAGGAAGGGGGAGAUAAAGAUCACGAUAGAGACAGGAGAAGAGAAAGAGAAGAUGAAAACGUUAAAGGCCGGGAUAGACACCGUGAAGGAAUAGAGAGAAAUGGUGAACAUGACAGAAGUCGAGACAGGAGAAAAGAGAAAACUGGUGAAGACAGAGACAGAGAAAGAAGAAGAGAUAAGGAAGGGGAAAAGAGAAGAGAAGCAGACAGACAUGAAAGAACUAGAGAUGGAGAUACCAGCAGGGAGAGGGGAAAAGAGAGGGAACGUGAGGACAGGGAUAGGGAAAGAGAAAAGACCAAGGACAGGGAAAGAGACAAGGACCGAGAACGAUGGAAAGAAAAAGACAGAGACAGAUUGGAUAAAGAAAGUAAAGAUUCUGACAAAGAUGAAAGAACGAGAAGUGAUAGACACGACAAGGAUUCAGAUAGAAGGAAGGAGCGCUCAAAAAAUGAAGAAGGCUCAAGAGAAAGAAGUCACGAUAGCAGAAAGGAUGAUAGAAGAGAAAGAAAGGAGGAUAGAGACAGACAUAAGGGAAAAAGUGAAGAAUCUAGUGAGAAAGAUGAAAAAGUAAAGAGAAGAGAGAAGGAACUGAUGGAGUCUCUUAAAAAGGAAGAGGAAUUAAAGAAGAAUCCACUGAGAUUUAGAUCAGAUACAGUGGAAGAGGCANGUCACCAUAGUUGAAGGUGAAUUGUCAAGGCAAAGUGAUAAGAAAGGAACCUGCACUGAGGGAGAGUAGAUAAUGUGUUGAAACUGAAGUGAAGUGUGCCACUCCUUUGGUCCCUGACAUGAAACAGUCAGCUUCACUGCCCCAUUAAAGACAGUUCUCGUUUUAUUCGGCUAGAAAAA